This is a messenger RNA of Entamoeba invadens IP1, 756 nucleotides long. RefSeq lists its product as hypothetical. The record is from RefSeq and is a predicted model, not a curated record. The transcript has a single exon. The coding region runs from base 1 to 756 and encodes 251 amino acids. Gene Ontology annotation, biological process: regulation of miRNA-mediated gene silencing. Lineage: Eukaryota; Evosea; Mastigamoebida; Endamoebidae.
AUGACAAGAGAGGAAUUACUCUUACAAACAUUACAAGGGCUUAAGACUAAUAUCGAGCGACAACCAUUUUUCGUCAUCGAUUUUCAAUUCAGUUACAAAACAGAUGUUGCCACAAUGCCUGUUGAGGUUGCAAUUAAACCGUUUUUAUUAGGGUCAAGUCAACAAUAUGAUGGUUUUCAUCAAAUCAUUAACAGACCAGUUCCAUUCCAAUACUUUCUCAACGCGCUGCAUUACACUGACUUUGAACAUGGCGUGUCAUCGGAAAAUAACCCGGUGACACAAACCGACUUUGAAACGUUGUGGAAGAAAAUGAAUGCGUUUGUGAGGGAGAAGGCAAUUCAAAUUGGGCAAUCAGGAAUGCAACCAAUUAUUUUGGCGACACCACGUUUAGCAUCGGAACAGUGCAUCGACUGCAUCGCGACUCUCGCCAAAGUGCAAGACCAAAAACGGGGUGUUUUUAAAACAAUUUACGCAAUCGACGACUUCAUUAACGCGAUAAAUAAAUUGGUGCAACACGAGAUCAACUCGAUCGAGAUAUUUAAUUUCUACAAGCCUAUGUUUGGAGACUGUGACAAAAGUUGUAUGUGUUCCUUCCAUCAAACCCACAUGAAAAAGUCUAUUUCAUGUUCAAAGACAAACACAGAGUAUUUCACUGUUGCACUCUACUACUUUUACAAAAACGUAAAACAAACACUCGACCAAUUAUUUCAACCACCACAACCGGUAAAACAACAGGUUGUACCUCCUUAUUACUGA